GCAAACCACGAGUAGUUGGACGAUGAUCAGUCUUGUUUAAUGUGUAUUAGCCAUGACAUAAAUGGACUAUCAUCAUUAUUUCUAGAAGACCUAUUGUCAAUUGAACUGUCAUGGCGUCAUCAGAUUUUGUCAGAGACAUAUUGACAAAGUGGGACCUCAGUCAAUGGAUUAAGAAUUUUGAAGAGCAACAAAUAGACGAAGAAAGUUUUCUCUUACUCGAAGAGAAUGACUUCAUCGACUUGAUCCCAAUAUUAGGACCACGGAAAAAAUUUGCUCACAAACACAGACUUCUAAAGGAACAGAACAAACACAGCAAUGUUGACGAAAACUUUGAAGUGGCCACGACGUCAACAGCUUCCAUUAACGCAGCCAAGAGUUCCUCAGGAAAUAGUAUGCCCUCAACCAGUGUGGAUAAACUUCUUUCAGAAAAAAGGAAACUUGACGGGGUUGAUGCAAACAGACAAAAAAAGAAGCAGAAAAGUAGUGCUAUAUCCAGAACAACUGCAAUGCUUGACAGUGAAGGAAAGGCAGAGGCGAAGAAGAUAAUGCAAAGAGUCAGAAGCAAGCUGGAUGAAAUGCCUUCUACAAAACAUACUACCUUCAUCAGAAGUAAAAUUGAUAUGUUGGAUAAAGACAGAAAAGAGAUGGUGGGUGUUUUUGGGAAGACUGGAGCUGGUAAGAGCUCCUUAAUAAACGCCAUCUUGGGUGAGACGAAACUUCUUCCUUCUGGAAACCAAGGGUCAUGUACCUCAGUGAUGAUUCAGGUGGAGGCCAAUAUGACUAAUGACAAAUACAUCGCAGAGAUCGAGUUCAUUACAGAUCAGGAUUGGAAUGAGGAGGUAUUGUCCAUCUUAGAAGACAGAUCUUGUGAAAAGGAAGAGAAAAAAAAUGUCAAGGAUGAUGGGAAGAUAAAAGCUUUGUAUGGAAAAGAGGGACUUCGAAAAAAUGUUGAGGAGCUAAUGGAUGAGAAGCACUUCAGCGAAAUUCCUGAAUUUUAUUCACCAUGUAAAAAAAUUGUAGUUUGUGACACAGGUGAAGAACUCUCUAGAAAGAUGGCUUGUUUCACAGUGAGUGACUCAAACAGUGAUACAUCUGAACAACUGUAUUGGCCGCUUGUGAAAUGUUUAACAAUCAAGGUGCCAAACUCUAAAGACCUACUGGAGCAUGUUGUGCUGGUGGAUCUUCCAGGAAAUGGAGACUGCAACAAGAGCAGAGAUACGAUGUGGAAGUCGUUUGUAGGAAACUGCUCAGCUGUUUGGAUUGUGAGCGACAUUUCACAAGCAAUUUCAGAAAAGGAAUGUUGGGAGAUUUUAGACAGCACUGUUAGUCUCAUUGGACCUGGUGGAGAAUGUAGAAGCAUCAGCUUCAUCUGCACCAAGACGGACAACAUUGAGGAGAGUGCAAAGGAUAAUGCUCGCGCCAUUAUUUUGACCAGAAAUGUAAUUACCAAGAAAAAAGUGAGAGAAACAUUCAACAAACAAAAAGAUGUAAAGAAACACUUCAGUGAUGCAGAAAGCUUUAAGGUGUUUACUGUAAGUUCCAAGAAAUACAACAUGGAAAAACAGAGUGAACUGGAUGAAAAAGCAGAGGAGUGGUUGAACGGCCUUUAUGAUACAGAGAUACCUCUCCUUCAAGAAUUUCUCAGAAAUCUCAAUGAUCAUCACACAAGGACAUCAGAUUAUAUUUCUGGAGUGGAUGGGAUCCUCUCUCUGAUACAGGCAGACAGAAACACGACAGACAGCAAAGAAGAGGUGUGCCAGGUUUUGGAACAGACGCUUGAACACAACCUUAAAUCCAUUGUUCAAUACAUGGAGAAGCCUUAUAAUGCUUUCGACCAAUGUCUCUCCAAAGGAGUUCAGCAGUCAGAAGAUUCAUGCGAGACAUUAAUGAGUGAAGUCUGGAAAAAAUGUCGUGGACAAUAUGGAAUAGUGAGGUGUUUAUGCAAGAAUAAUGGCAUUUACAAACCAAAAGGGAAAAGGAACAGACGGAAGGAAAUUAACCUCAAUGAGCAUUUAGCCUCAUGCAUGAGAAGUUGCAUUGAUGAAAAGUUUACAUUUUAUUUCCCAAAUGACAAAUGUGGCCCAAUCAGGAAAAAGAUUGAAGACUUCACCCUUGACACAAACAGCUUGGUUGAGAAGCACAAGAGUGUGUCACUGCAUCUGAAAUUCCUUAAUACAGAGGAAAAAAAGUUGAAGACACAACUAAUCCGUGACCUGCUUGACAAAAAGAAACAGAUCUACUUCACUCUACCCGACUCAAUCAAGGACUCUAUGCAUGUAUCCUAUACAAAUGCAUCAAUGCAUACAGGAAAAGGUUCUCUGCAAAGGAUGAAAGAUGAGCUACAUCUGAACAUAAAGAGAGCAAAUAUUUUCUGGAAGGCCAAGAAAGAUAUGAUGGAUGGUUUAACUAAACUGAAGGAUCACAUGGUGAUGCAGCUGAGGUAUAAACUAGAAGAAUCAAUCAGGAUGUCACUCCAUACUCCCAACAGCUCGUUCCUCCCAGAUGUCACUGAGGAUUAUAACAAGAUUAAGGACCUGAUGGCUCGCUCUUGCGUAAUACCAGUCACUACAAUAUUGGAUCCUCACGCAAAAAGAGUUUAGCGGAACAGAAGGAUGUGGAGAUCUGGUUACCAGUCUACUAGCUGCCACCACCCCCUUUUCCAUCAUCAACCCCAGACUGUUGUUUUCUAGUCAUCACACACAUCUGUUCCCCAUUCCAUCAUCAUCUUGUGUAUAUCUGUUCCCUCUGAUCCAUUUGUCCUUGUGCUCUAUUGUCUCAUAUCAUGAGUUAAGUGUUGGACUUCUGAACAGCUAACUACUGUUCAGAUGUCUGAUUUAGUUACAUAUGUUAAACCCCUAUCAGAUGGUUGCGUGACAUUCCGAAGCUUCAAACGUCAUCAAUCAUGUGGUAUUGUUGCUCAGAUGCAAGACUCGGGCCUUUCGCUUCGGGCAGAGUGGGUUGAAAUUUCAAAGCAAUCCUCACGCGUCGGCUUCACGCGUCUCAUCACAACUGCUUUCAACCCACUGGAUAUAAUAAUCAGAAUAAUCUCAAUUAAAACAUUGGAAGCACAUCUAUUUUUUUUUGUAUGCAGAUGGACAGUGGACAAUUUUCUGGUCCAGCCAUUACAUACUGAGGAAAAAUCUAAUAUGGCAAAAUCUAGUUGUUGCGGUUUACCAAAGUUUCCAUUUAUUUGUUCCGGUACCUUUACUUUAUUGGGAUACGAAGUCUCUUUUAAAUCAAUGUAGAAUGCUAUGUUACAUUGUGGCUGGCUAUGCUAUUGCUAUGUUAUUUUCUUUCACAUGAAUUAUUGAAAAAUGAAAAAAUAUACUAUUAUUAUUAUGAA
This is a messenger RNA of Esox lucius (northern pike), 3343 nucleotides long. RefSeq names its product nuclear GTPase SLIP-GC-like. Lineage: Eukaryota; Metazoa; Chordata; Actinopteri; Esociformes; Esocidae. The transcript is spliced from 21 exons. Bases 111 to 2600 code for a protein of 829 amino acids. The record is from RefSeq and is a predicted model, not a curated record. Gene Ontology annotation, molecular function: protein binding; GTPase activity.